UUUUGCCACUAACGACAGUCAAACUGUUGCACAGCGGAGCUUUAGUAUUACUCAACAUUAAAAGGUUUCCUCAUGUCACUGUAGAAGAUGUUGUUCACUCCAACAGGUUUAAGUGAAUGUUUACGCGAAUGGGAGGAUUUAGAGGAGAAUUAUCAACAAAUUCAGGACACCCAUCGUCUAUACAAGCAGAAGCUUGAGGAAGUUACCAAACUUCAGGACAGCUGCUCUGGUGCUAUAGCACGUCAGAGGAAGAAGCUAAAAGAGCUGACUGUGUCACUUGAAGAAUGCAAAGAAAACAGUCCUACCCCCAAACUAAGUCCUGAGGAGAUGAAUACCAUCACGGAAAUCGAGGACUCCAUCAAAGAGAGAACAGAGACAUUCUGUGAGAUGGAAGCUUUUCUACCAAAGAAGAACGGGUUAUACCUCAGUCUUGUUCUAGGAAACGUCAACGUAACACUCCUCAACAAACAGUCAAAAUUUGCCUACAAAGAUGAAUAUGAGAAAUUCAAACUGGUCCUGACGGUCAUCCUUUUUGUGUUCUCCUUCACGUGUCGCUUUUUGUUCAGCUACAGAGCCCUGGAUGCUCUCUUCAACUUCCUGUUGGUGUGGUACUACUGCACACUCACCAUCCGGGAGAGCAUCCUCAUCAGCAACGGCUCAAGGAUCAAAGGUUGGUGGGUUUUUCAUCACUAUGUGUCCACCUUCCUGUCUGGGGUCAUGCUCACCUGGCCUGAGGGGACUCUCUACCAGAUGUUUAGGAGCCAGUUUCUAUCAUACUGUCUCUACCAAAGCUUCGUCCAGUUCCUCCAGUACUACUACCAAAGUGGAUGUUUGUACAGACUCAGAGCGCUUGGAGAAAGACAUAACAUGGACCUUACAGUUGAGGGUUUCCAGUCCUGGAUGUGGCGAGGAUUGACCUUCCUCCUGCCAUUCUUGUUCUUUGGUCAUUUCUGGCAGCUCUACAACAGCAUAACACUCUUUAAGAUGUCUCAGCUCCCUGAGUGUAAAGAGUGGCAGGUCAUGAUGUGUGGCUGCUCUUACAUGGUUCUCUUCAUGGGAAACUUCUUCACCACGCUGGGAGUUGUUUACCAGAAAUACAUGAACAACCAGGACAAGUCCAAGAGCUUAUAAGAGUGGGAGAACAAACUGAGCUGAAUCACCAAACAUCCUCUAUAUUUAUGCAAAUAUGUCCAAACAGCUGUUCUAUUCUCUUUAAAGCACCUUAUGGAUGUUAUGAUUGUCGUCCUUUAAGACUUUCUAUAUGUAUUGCCACUUUUAUCUGUGUCCUUUAAAUUUAAAGGUGUGUAAAUAAUAUUUAAAGUGAUUUGUCAAAACAAGCUGUCCCAAAUCAACGAGGUACCUCACAGGUUUUACUGAGCACCACCAUCAGGUUUCUGUCAGGUUAAGAUUAAAGUGCUAAUAAGAGUGUUACUAUAUCAUAUUUAUUUUGGUGUUGCUGAGCUACAGCUACUGAUGCAGGCCUUACAAAGAGAUGCUUUAAUGAAACACUCCUCCAAACCCUCCACUUCUUUUUGUUUACAUGAUUUCCCUAAAAACAUCUUAUGUAAUUUAAGUGCAUCAUGAGACCCCAAAUUUAAAAAAAACUUAAUAUGUUUGACAAAAACUAAAGAUUGGAGAAAGAUGAAAUAAAAAAAUCAGUACA
Molecule: messenger RNA, 1663 nt
Organism: Cheilinus undulatus (humphead wrasse)
Lineage: Eukaryota; Metazoa; Chordata; Actinopteri; Labriformes; Labridae
Product: ion channel TACAN-like
Exons: 12
Coding region: 88-1131 (347 amino acids)
Biological process (GO): fat cell differentiation
Cellular component (GO): membrane
Source: RefSeq, a predicted model, not a curated record